AUGUGCUGUUACUACAAGCAAGGUGGAUGGUAUUUUAUCCGCAAAAGUAUCUUAGCUUCAGAUUUUCCAGUUUUCACAAGUUCUUUGAUGAAUAAUGAUUGGAAAAAAGUGAAAGGGAGUUUAGAAAAUGGCGAGGAAACAAAGAAGAGAGAGAGAGGAAUAAUAAGGGCAUUUGAAUUUGAGAUUCCUGUUUGUACCAUUGUGCCUUCAGUAUACCUUGGUGACAUACAUGGCCAAUAUUCUGAUCUCCUAAGACUUUUUGAGUAUGGUGGAUUUCCUCCUCAAGCAAAUUACUUAUUUUUGGGUGAUUAUAUUGACAGAGGCAAACAAAGCCUGAAGACAAUUUGCCUUCUUCUUGCGUAUAAGAUUAAGUACCCUGAAAAUUUCUUCCUCUUGAGGGGAAACCACGAAUGUGCUUCCAUAAACCGUAUCUAUGGAUUUUAUGACGAAUGCAAGAGAAGACUUAAUGUUAGAUUGUGGAAAGUCUUCACUGAAAGUUUUAACUGUAUACCAGUUGCAUCCCUCAUCGAUGAGAAAAUUCUAUGGAGGUCUCUCACCCGAUCUACAGAAUUUGGAUCAGAUCCUAGCAAAGACGUCCAAGGCUGGGGUAUGAAUGAUAGGGGAGUUUCAUAUACAUUUGGUGCUGACAAGGUUACCGAGUUCCUUCAGAAGCAUGAUUUAGACCUUGUCUGCCGUGCACAUCAGGGGAUGCAGUCUAAGAGGAUUUUGAUGGAGCUCAAGGAGAAAGAUCCUCCUACUUUUCGAACUGAUGAUGAUGUUGUUCCAAUUCUAUAUUCUGGCAGUGAGUGGGAUAAGGAAGUUAAACAGCUAGGUGAGACACUCUUGGGCUAUUCUCUCAAGGAUUGGGAGUAG
Molecule: messenger RNA, 873 nt
Organism: Spinacia oleracea (spinach)
Lineage: Eukaryota; Viridiplantae; Streptophyta; Magnoliopsida; Caryophyllales; Amaranthaceae
Product: serine/threonine-protein phosphatase PP1
Exons: 5
Coding region: 1-873 (290 amino acids)
Cellular component (GO): cytoplasm; nucleus
Molecular function (GO): protein serine/threonine phosphatase activity
Source: RefSeq, a predicted model, not a curated record